Molecule: messenger RNA, 2683 nt
Organism: Oldenlandia corymbosa var. corymbosa
Lineage: Eukaryota; Viridiplantae; Streptophyta; Magnoliopsida; Gentianales; Rubiaceae
Source: the annotation of a GenBank genome assembly
UUUCCACUCCCAAGACGACCAAGACCCACUGUCGGACUCCGAAAAGGCGGACAUCGCACCAAAAGUGGAGAAGUCGGGCUUCUCCGCCUCGCCUUCACUCUCCGAUCACCGGAACUGCCAACUUUCAGUCCGAAGUGUUCGCCAAUCAUAAACUCCAUCAGUCUGCAAACGCGAGAGGUUCAAGAUCUCCGGAAUCGGAACCACCCGGUGUCGAAGAAGAACAUAAUAUACAACGGUCAAUUAAGGAGGGCGGGUCAACUAAGGAGGGCGUCAUCAUCGAUAAUUCUGAGCAAUUUCUGCUGAUUUUCUAGGUUAAAAGGCGAGCUCGGCAGUGAAUUGGAUACAGAAUGGAAUUCACUAUGCGUAUAACCUCAGUUAGUGUUUUGUAAACUCUGAGCUAAUGUAUAUAUUUUGAUAGUGGCUCUUUGCAAAGAGUAUAGUUAUCGUGUAAAUUUAAUAGUUAAUAAUAAUAUAUUUUGUAAUUUGUAUCUGUUCCACGGCGCCUUGAGCGAGAGAUCGCUCGGCGGGCGGCCUUAGAGUUUUGAGCUCGUUUUAAUUUGAGCUCGAAUUUCAGGGUCCUCACACUGUAUGUCUGGAAGAUUGGGAAAUUUGGGAGUAUUUGCCCUGCUACUUAAGCGAUGGAUGCUCUGAUCAUUUUUAGCUAGUUCUAUUCGAAGAUAAAUCCCGGUUUUGAUCCAAUUGAAUGCGUGGGUCUUUAUUUUUAAUUUUAGAAUGGCUCAUGUGCGGAACUUGUCAUUUUCUUGAACUCUAUCUGCUAUUGACAGUUGAUUCUUGUCUUCUUUUACACUCCUCAUCUGCAUUCUGAUUAUUAUGCAUAUUUGGGAGGAUUCUUUAGGUCUUCCUGUUUAAGUUUUUUUUCUGCAUAACUUCUUCGCUUGAUGUAUGCGUACUCUGUUCCUUCACAUGAUCCUACUCUUUGCCAAUGUUCGAUUCGCUCUUUUCUUUUUUUUCCAAUUUUUGUGUUGAAACAUCUUUGGGAGGAAUCUUGAGGUCUUCCUGUUUUAAAUUCUUGUCUUUGUCUGCAUAACUUCUUCUUUUGACGUAUGCAUACUAUGUUCCUUUAUAUGAUCCUACUAGCCAUAACACAUUGUUUGUUACAGUUGCCAAGAUUUGGAUCUUCAAUCACCUCUCCCUUCAUACCUGCCUGCGUCUCAUUUAGUUUAGGUGGCCAUAUUUCUCGAUCGACAUGGACACAGCAUCACAGGCAGAUUCUGGGCAACACACUGAGACCCUUACUAUUCCAAUGUCGUCAUCAUUGCCAAUUUCUUCUGCUGCAGAAACUAGGAGCACAAGGCCGCUUUCUGGGUUGGGAGCAACUCACCAAGGUUUCAUGGGAAAACACAGAAUGGCAGCAGCCAUAGCCUAUCUUGAUCAGCAGAUCCAAAUUAUCCAGGAAGAAAUUGACCAACUGGAAACCCUUGGUGAAUCUUCUAUCGUUUGCAAAGAGCUCUUAGCUGGCAUCGACUCAAUUCCAGAUGCUUUACUCCCCGUGACUAAAGGUCCAGUGUCAACGGAUUGGGAGAGAUGGUUUCAAGGUGGCCAUGGCUCCAGAAAUCGCAAAAGAUGGAUUUAGUCAGCAAUUGUUUAGUGACAAAGGUAAGAUGGAAAGGAGCAUAGAAGGUUUGUUGGCCAUUUUUAGGGCCAUAAUUGUUCUCACGGUAUGGAUGGUCUGCUGAUGUUUUCUGUUGGCCUGUAUCCAUUUGUUUUCAUUGAAAAUGAAAAGCGUCAUUUGAUGUAAGCUUCAAUUGCCAGUUACAACUUCGAUACUGCUGUCAAUAUGUACCCAGUAAGCUAUUGAAAAUGCUAGGCUAUGUUUUGCAAUUCAAGGAGUCUGAAUAUGAUGAAUAUUACUCCUUCCGUCACAUAAAAGCUCGUUGACUCUCUAUGGGACGGAAGGAGUACACUCAUUUUUUGCUUCAAAAGAUACGCAUGAUAGCUGUACAAUAUUAACAACUAUUACAUUAGAUACAACGACUUGCUUCAAUAGCUAUAGUAGUCAUCUAUGAAUUAUUUGUGGUCUGCAACCUUUCACCAUCAAUCUUCACUUUGACAUCACACAUGAAGCAUAAUCAACAUAUAUUUACAUAGAUUAUGUACAUAGGCUUACUAGCUAGAUUCUACUAAUAGAUGGAGCAAAAUCCUUUUCUCUUGCCUCCAAAUUUUCGACUUGAAUAGAGGAACAGGCUAGUUUUGGUUAUUGGAAAUAAAACUAGCCAGCUAAAACCAAGAACUGGGAGAUGAAGAGCCCAAAAAGCGAGACUCCAUAAAUGGUCCAGUAAACUAGCUUAUAACAUGGAGAGGAGAACAUAGACAUGGCAAGAAAAAACGUAGUGACAGCGAAGAAAAUCCCAAGGUUUUCGAAGAAAAUUCGCACCAUCUCUAAAUCCUGGGAUAUGAAUAGGGAUAGGGAGAGCAUAGCAAAAGAAAGUGUAGUAGUAAGGCAAGAAAAGUGGAAGGAAUUUGGAACAUGGUCAAGAUUCUGGAUUUCUAACAUAGGUAUACUUAGAGAUGCAAAGCAGAACUCCAUAACUUGGAUUAGGCGAUCUAGAUCAGCAACGCGAGACUGUUGUAGUACUUCUUUACGCAAACGUGAUUCCAACAUUUCUUUGUAUGUGUGUGAGAGGGGUAUUUGUGAAGAAAUCUGAUGUUUGCGAUUUUUCUC